Didymodactylos carnosus is the source of this 375-nucleotide messenger RNA. The record is from the annotation of a GenBank genome assembly. Lineage: Eukaryota; Metazoa; Rotifera; Eurotatoria; Philodinida; Philodinidae.
AUGCAACCGGACCGAGCGCCCGUUCCCGUAGACAGUGAGCCAGAUAAAAAUUUUAUUUAUGAAUUAAAGUCACAACACCAUGAUGAUGAUAAAAGUAGCAGUAGCGAGAAUCAAGACUAUCUUAUUGAUAAUAUUAACCAACGACCAUUUAAUUCAUUUAUCUCAAGUAACAAUUAUGAAGAUGAUGAAUAUCAAAGAUCUGAACGUGCAGCUGCAUUUCUAAGAUUUGGACGGCCAAGUUCGUCAUUUCUACGAUUUGGUAGGUCAAAUCCGUCAUUUUUGAGAUUCGGGCGAUCUAACCCUUCAUUUUUACGUUUUGGCCGCGUACCAGCCGAUAAACGAACAUAUCAAUCCUCAUUUUUACGUUUUGGUUAA